Molecule: messenger RNA, 1950 nt
Organism: Durusdinium trenchii
Lineage: Eukaryota; Dinophyceae; Suessiales; Symbiodiniaceae
Source: the annotation of a GenBank genome assembly
AUGGGCAACGUGGGCGCACGCUCACAGUGUUGCUCGGGAGAUCAUCUUGGCGAGGCGAACGACCCGGAACCGCCGGAGAUCACGCGGGGAGGGCUCAACGAUCUAUCUCUUUCGAAGUCAUCCUCUAAGCUGAAGCCGCAGGAAGACCCGGUGGAAUCCCACCGUUCUUCUCAAGAUUUCGAUCGAGCACGAAGACGUACUCGGACCUGGGUGCAAGACGUGCCCAGCAGCGUGCGGAGCUUCCUGGUGAAAGUGACCAAGCCCUUGGGCAAGGAGAAGUCCGCGAAGCUUGGACUAGAUAUCGACUAUGCGGAGGAGAGUACCGCCAUUCCCGUUGUGGACGUGAAUGGCGGCCUGAUGGGCCAAUGGAAUGAUGAGAACCCCAUGCAGCUUGUAAGGAGUGGCGACUGCAUUGUCGCAGUGAAUGGCAUCUCAAAGGAUGUUCCAAACAUGCUCAAGAGCCUCAUGAACGUUGGCCAGCUCGAACUCCUUGUUAUUCGAGGGACCACAGAUGAGAACGGAACCGAGCCGGUGGCUUCGGGGCUUUUAGCGGCGGAGGGCUACUACCAGCAGGUUGAGGCGCAACAGAUCGCAGCAGUCACGGGCAAUCACGAGACUGCUCCAAAAGCUCCUACACUUGGUGCAUCCACAUCAGUUGAGCCAAGCAGUGAUCAGCUCGCGAGAGAGCUGGCAAGGAAGAGAACCUUGAACUGGUUCGUGCGUGGAGCAAACAUAUCUCAAGAAGUGCGACAGUCGAACACCUGCAGCUUCGAAGUGCCAGUCGAGGCGCUCUCGGCGGCCGUGGAACGGGACCGCACCGCUCUGGUGUUGGCAGAUGGUCGAGUCUUGCUUUGGCACGAAGGUCGUAUGCCAGGUCGGCGCGCAGAGGUGACGCUUCUCUUUCCAGAGCCUCCAUCAGUGCUGUGGUGCGAUGGGCAACUCCUUUGCUUCGGAGGAAGGCACAUGAGAGAGGCAAGCCUUCUCGUGAAGACGGAUGCUUUGAAGAUGAAUGCAGGCAACGCAUUUACCCUCAAUGCCCUCGACCUGGGAGAAAGCGCUGGUGAGGUGAAAUCGCCAGAUGGACAGCCCAUUGUCUGUGCGGCCUCGAGCGUUGGCGUCUUCGCCACGAGCACGGACUCGUUGCUCUGCCUGUGGGCAGCCAAUUGGCCGCCCCCGUGCGAACCGAGCAUGCGAACGCGGACGCGAACCCCACAGAAGGUCAUCCAGAUGUCCUUUGUUCACUGUGCAGAGGAAGUCCUGCUGGUGCUCUACUCCGAUGUACUCCACCUCCAUGACAGCUCGCUGCAACUGCAGCACAUCUGGCGCUGGACCGAGCCUGGCGCCAGCGUGACGCUGCCGGAGCCCAGCGUUCCUAGUGCACGAGCCACGGUGCUGCUGUCACAAGAGACCUCCAGUGGGACUCGUGUGGGAUGGCUGGAUCUUUGCGACAAGGGUCAGCCAAAGCUGGCAGAUCUGCCCAGCCUCAUCGACCAGGUGAGUCUCUCAGGCAGUUCCUCUGGGCGUUUGCGCGCGCUGGUGCAGCGCAGAGCUGGCAGGUGCUGUCUCCUCUCAAGCGAGCCAGUGCUGACUAGGAGUAUGGCCAUGUGUCUUCGGCAAAGUUACUUGAAAGCGUGGGAACGCUCCAUGACGCAGCUGGCGCGCAGCUGUAGCAAGCUGCUUCCACGGCCACGUGGCAAGGCCAAGCCGGAGGUGCAGCAGCUGUUGCAAAGACUCUCCAUGGAGGUACUACCCGGCAAAGAUGCCUUCCUUUGGGGUGAUGUGUUCCGAGCUUGUUUUGAGUUUGCCAUGCCUUUAAGAACCUUUGAUGAGAGGCUGUCAUAUCACGCUCGCUUUGAGGGUAAGAAACCUCAGAAUGUUUUGAAGCGAUAUAUGCAGCGUUGUCAAGUGGCAAACUCCGAGGAGCUGCAGGAGCCUAUGCAUUUCAUGUAG